Messenger RNA from Priapulus caudatus, 5365 nucleotides. Its product is annotated as intron-binding protein aquarius-like. Gene Ontology annotation, cellular component: catalytic step 2 spliceosome. Gene Ontology annotation, molecular function: mRNA binding; helicase activity. Lineage: Eukaryota; Metazoa; Priapulida; Priapulimorpha; Priapulimorphida; Priapulidae. The record is from RefSeq and is a predicted model, not a curated record. Gene Ontology annotation, biological process: mRNA splicing, via spliceosome.
AUUUGUCACGUGAUAACUAGUGUGCGGCAGUGUAUUUGGUGCACUGAUUUGGUAAUUUUUGGUGUCUGUUUUGUCUAUGGUUGUGAUGGUUGUGGCAGUGACUGUUGUCGUGAUCCGCUGAUCGUGCGUGAUUCACGACACAAGGCAUAAGCCAUAACACAUAAACAAUCACACCCUGUCUGGUCUCUUCCAAUAACUGAAAUCGAUUAACAACCGUGACUGGACUCUGGAGUUAACGAAGUCCGAAGUCGUGAGGGCACAGUCUCUCACCAAAAUUAACCAGCAUCAACUUCAGGAAACGAGUGGAGGCUGUCUAACCCAAAAGUCCUGAAAAAUAAAGUUGACAAUAACUGGACAACAUGGGUCCAAAGAAGUUGGGACCGGCUCCGACUGUGGAGCAGAUGCAGCAAGAUGUGUUAACACAGGUAGCUCGUAAAUUUUGGUUAGGAGAUCCAUCAAGGAGACCAGAAUUUGAGCCUAAGGUAAUUGAGGAUGUGUAUGCAAGAGACAUCAUCGGAACGAAGUUUGCAAAUAGAAGAAUUAUGUUGUUAGAGUUCAGUCAAUAUCUAGAAAACUACUUGUGGCCAAACUUUAGUAGCGACACAACCACCCAAGCACAUAUGAUGUCGGUCGUUGUCAUGGUGAACGAGAAGUUUAGGGAACGUGUUCCAGCAUGGGGGUGUUUCAAAGCAAAACCCGACUUUGGGCCAUUGUUUCGUAUGGUGAUGGAGGCAAGUUUGGCCGAUGAAAGCAGCAUUACCUUGGUGGAGCAAACACAUUUGCUCUUGUUUCUUAAUCAUUGCUUCAACAGUCUGGAGGUAGAUAUCAUCAGACAGGAAGUACAAAAGGUUGUCUCCAUCCAGAUUUGGGAGUGUCUAUUGCCGUCUCGUCUGGAGCAAGAGUUGAAGGCGAUGCCGCGACUGAGGAAGAUCUGGACUGCGCUGCGCAAGAGAGACGACAAGGCGGACGCUGCAACGCGCGACUGCCAGAAGUUUGAGCGUCGAUUUCUGCACGGCAUCAUCCAGAAGUUUCUCAAGGUUCUCGGCUCGAUACCGGCAGAAGGGCCCGUGGAACGCGUGCGCGUGCGCUACUGCGAACGCUUCAUCGAGCUGACGGUGGACGUGGAGGCGUUGCUGCACACGCGCCGAUUCUUCAACACUCUCCUAGAUGACGCCAAGCUCGUCACACAAUGCCAGCUGUCCGGACUGAAGAAGCGCGAGGAGGGCCACUUGUUUGACCAGCUGCUUGACAUGCUCAAGUUCUACGCCGGCUUCGAGAUCAACGAUCUAACCGGCGAAGCCCUCACCGACCACGACAUGACGCAGCUGCACUACGGCCGCAUCGGCUCGCUCCAGACCGCCGCCUUCCGGCGUUUCGACGGUGCGUUGCGACGAUUCUCUCUCGCCAACGUCGCCAGCGUCGAUGAUCGCGCGAAGCUGCUCGAGCAUUUCGGCGCGCUCGACGCGCGGCAGCUGCGGGAGAUCGCCGCGCAGCUCCGCCUGGUGGCCGGCGAGGGCGACGGCGAGAGCGAGGCGGAGACGUACGCGAAGGAGCUGCUGCUCGAGUUGCUGGUGUCUAGGCAUGAGAGACGGCCCUCCCAGCUAGAGGCUCUCAAUGAGAUGCCCCUCUACCCAACAGAAGCAAUCUUGUGGGAUGAAAACAUAGUUCCCACGGAGUACUUUUCCGGAGAGGGGUGCCUUGCAUUGCCUAAACUCAACCUGCAAUUCCUGACAUUGCAUGACUAUUUGCUGAGGAAUUUCAACCUGUUCCGAUUGGAAACCACCUACGAGAUACGUCAGGAUGUAGAAGACCAAGUACGAAGACUAAAGCCAUGGAAAGCUGAGAUGAAAAGCUGCUAUUUCGGCGGAUGGGCAAGAAUGGCUCAGCCCAUUAUCGGUUUCAGCGUCGUUGAGGUAGGCCAGUGUGCGAAGCCUAACAUCGGUGAAAAUCAGCCGUCCAGCGUGCGGGGACCGGUCACGCUCACUCUCAACGUCAGAGCCGAUGUGAAGAAAGAGUGGGAAGCUCUGAGGAAGCAUGAUGUUGCCUUCCUGUGUAUGGUGAGGCCCACCAGGCCUCGAACGCGCUUCAGCCUGCAGGAGCCGUUUGUACCUCAGGCAGGCCUGGGUGGCGUGCGCGGCUGCGAGAUAGAGGGAAUGCUGGACGAGGAGGGGAAGCUGAUAGAGGAAGGUGUGAAUCGGCCGACGCCAGAACUUCCUGGCUACACCAGAACCUGGCGCAGUGGGCUCGACUGUAACCAGUAUCAAAUGGACAUGGAAAAAGUUGCUCAGGGAGGAGAGGAUGUAUACGAGUCUUUCAAUAUCCUCAUGAGGCGGAAACCCAAGGAGAACAACUUCAAAGCGGUGCUGGAGACUAUCAGAGAUCUAAUGAACACGGAGUGUGUAGUGCCGGACUGGCUGCACGACAUCAUUCUUGGCUACGGAGACCCAGCCUCUGCCCACUACUCCAAGAUGCCGAAUCAAGUAGCGACACUGGACUGGAAUGACACGUUUCUCAACUUGGAACACCUCAGAUCAAGUUUUCCUGAGCACAAAGUCAUUACCAAGUGUGAAAGUGACCAGAAAUUGAAUCCGCCAUUCAGGUUGACCUUCACGGAGGUUGAAACCGACAAGAAACGGCAGGUUGACUCGGACUCCGGCAAGCCGGCCAGCAGGGAAAUCGUUGUCGAAUCUCACGUCAUACCCAAUCGGGGGCCGUACGCUUACAGCCAGCCGAAAAAAAACACGGUGGCCUUCACUCCCACGCAAGUUGAAGCCAUUAGAUCUGGCAUGCAGCCUGGCCUGACUAUGGUGGUUGGUCCGCCGGGAACAGGCAAGACAGAUGUUGCCGUUCAGAUCAUCUCCAACAUCUAUCAUAACUUCCCCGAGCAAAGAACACUCAUCGUGACACAUUCCAACCAGGCGCUCAACCAGCUGUUUGAGAAGAUCAUGGCGCUGGACAUCGAUGAGCGACACCUGCUGCGUCUCGGCCACGGCGAGGAGUCGCUCGAGACAGAGAAGGACUUCAGCCGAUACGGACGAGUCAACUUUGUCCUCGCCAAGCGUCUCGAGCUUCUCGCCGAGGUCGCCCGCCUCCAGGAGAGCCUCGGCGUGCCUGGCGACGUCUCGUACACCUGCGAGACGGCGGGUCACUUCUACCUGUACCAGGUCCUGUCCAGGUGGGAGGAGUACAUUAGCAAGGUGAAGGAGAAACCGGGGAAGGAGGUGGCUGCGGCCGCCGUGGGCGAUCUGUUUCCCUUCGCCAAGUUCUUUGAGAAUGCACCGCAGCCGGUCUUCAAGGGCUGUUCAUACACGGAGGACUUUGAUAUCGCCGAGGGCUGCUUCCGUCACGUCACGAAGAUCUUCACGCAACUCGAGGAGUUUCGCGCGUUUGAGCUACUACGCAGCGGCCUCGAUCGCUCCAAGUAUCUGCUCGUUAAGGAGGCGAAGGUGAUCGCGAUGACGUGCACGCACGCUGCGCUGAAGCGGCGCGACCUGGUGGAGCUCGGCUUCAAGUAUGACAACAUCCUCAUGGAGGAGGCGGCGCAGAUCCUUGAGAUUGAGACCUUCAUCCCGCUGCUGCUGCAGAAUCCCGAGGAUGGCUUCAGUCGUUUGAAGCGCUGGAUCAUGAUCGGCGAUCAUCAUCAGCUUCCGCCGGUCAUCAAGAACAUGGCAUUCCAGAAGUAUUCCAACAUGGAGCAGGCGCUGUUCACUCGCUUCGUGCGACUCGGUGUUCCGACCGUCGACCUUGACGCUCAAGGUCGUGCGAAACCAGGAAUUUGCAACUUGUAUAACUGGCGUUACAAGAAGCUGGGCAACCUGAGUCACGUUCUCACUUGGCCAGAGUACAAGGUAGCCAAUGCAGGAUUCUUCUAUGAUAUUCAGCUCAUCAACGUAGAAGACUUCCAGGGAGGAGGGGAGUCUGAACCCAACCCAUAUUUCUACCAGAACCUCGGCGAGGCGGAGUACGUCGUCGCGACGUUCAUGUACAUGCGGCUGCUCGGCUACGCAGCCGACCGCAUCUCCAUCCUGACAACGUACAACGGCCAGAAGCACCUGAUACGCGACGUGCUCACACAGCGCUGCGCCAACAACCCCCUCAUCGGCUUCCCAAAGAUGGUGACGACCGUGGACAGGUAUCAAGGACAGCAGAAUGACAUCAUACUGUUAUCCCUCGUGAGGACGAAGGCCGUCGGCCAUCUUAGGGAUGUGCGGAGGUUGGUAGUGGCCAUGUCACGUGCCCGGCUCGGCCUCUACAUAUUCGCCCGAGUCUCGCUCUUCCAGAACUGCUUUGAACUCACCCCUGCAUUCAGUCAGUUGACGAAGGUGCCAACAAAACUCCAUCUGGCACCAUAUGAGCAGUUUCCCACCACUCGAAAGGUUGGAGAGAGACCCCGCAGAGAACCGCUGGUGGUAAAGGACAUGCCCCACAUGGCUUCCUUUGUCUACGACUUCUACAACAACAAGCUGCACGCCAUGCAGGCGUACCUACAGAAGUCGGCGCCCGAGCCAUACGAGAGCAAGGCGGAGGCCGUCGGGAGCGAGCCUCCACACCAGCACACCGUGCACAGGCUGUCAGAGCACCCGGCGGAAAGCGACAGCGAUGACGACGACGGCGGAGCGGGAGACCAGCAGGGGUUAACAAUUAAACAGGAUAUAAUGUCGCCAAUAGCACCAAGCCAAGCCGUCCCCAAAACAGACGCAAAAACAACAGUAGAAAAGGAAGCCACUGUGUCAACAGACGCGAAGUCGCCGACGGCAACAGUGAAAGUCGUCCUGCCGGCAGACACAACUUCACACACGGCAACAGAGGAGGUGAACGCAUCAGGAAAGACAGAGGCUGUCCUAGAAGCAGCCAUGCCUUCAUCGGUGGCAACAGAAGUAGUCGUCCCAGGACCAGACACUACGUCACAGAUGGAAACGAAAGAAGCACCGACAGAAACGAAGGAAGCCGUCCCAGAAGCGGACACAACGUCACCCAUGGAAAUAGACUGAAGCAGACACGAUCAAGCACAACAGAUAAAGUCUCACCCAAAGAUGAAGUCAAACUAUAGCCAUUCCUAAAGGCAGUCUACAGCCAAAGAACUACUUCAUAGAAAAAUGAGUAGAGGGACAUUGUUUAGUUGACACACUAUAUUUAUGUAUGUGUUGCCCAGGCUACGAUUAUGAAAGAUGGUCACACUGUUCACAUUUGAUAGCCACACACGGUUUAACUACUUUUAUGCAUUCAUAUGUAUGUUUUCCAUGCCCCAAAAUAAGGUAAUAUAGUACAGUAAUCAUGCCAUACACUGCAUUCACAGAAUGCUAUUGAAAAAAGUCUGUGUUUAUGUACAGCCUAGCAUUAUAAAAUAAAUGUGAUUCAUACUGUA